This is a messenger RNA of Brienomyrus brachyistius, 5924 nucleotides long. It is a transcript of the gene abcd2, whose product is annotated as ATP-binding cassette sub-family D member 2. Gene Ontology annotation, cellular component: peroxisomal membrane. Gene Ontology annotation, biological process: fatty acid beta-oxidation; peroxisome organization; long-chain fatty acid import into peroxisome. NCBI's taxonomy places the organism in Eukaryota, Metazoa, Chordata, Actinopteri, Osteoglossiformes, Mormyridae. The transcript has 15 exons. The record is from RefSeq and is a predicted model, not a curated record. Bases 98 to 2299 code for a protein of 733 amino acids. Gene Ontology annotation, molecular function: ATP hydrolysis activity; ABC-type transporter activity; long-chain fatty acid transmembrane transporter activity.
UGCGGAACUGCUGUGGAUGCUCCAGAUGGACAGGACGCGGAGUAGCGGGGGGGAUUAACCACGGCGUUUUUGUGUCCCCGGUGAUUAUCGUGGAAAAAUGUCCAGUAUUUUGCACGCAACGUCCAAAGCAAAAUGGAACCGGUCGGCGGCUGCGAAGCGGGCUGUCCUCUUGGUGGCCGCUGCGUACGGAGCGAAAGCUCUGUACCCCAUCAUCUGCAGACGGAUCCGCGGGAGGAAAGACCCCCGGAGCCCCGCCGCCGCACCGGUAGAGGGAAACGGCUCGCUGCUACCGCCCUCUGCCACCCCUUGCGCCCGGUCCCCCGCCGUGAACGCAGAAUUCUUCCGGCAGAUCGCCGAACUAGUGCGGAUCCUCUUCCCCCGGCUGCUCGCCAAGGAGGUCGGGCUGCUCUGUCUGCAUUCGGUGGCCCUGGUCUCUCGGACCUUCCUCUCCAUCUACGUGGCCGGCCUGGACGGUCAGAUCGUGAAAACCAUCGUGGAGAAGCGGCCACGCAGCUUCGCGCUGAAACUGAUGCGCUGGCUGCUGGUCGCCAUCCCGGCCACCUUCGUGAACAGCGCCAUCCGUUACCUGGAAUGCAGGCUGGCGUUGGCUUUCCGGACCCGGCUGGUGGACCAUGCCUACAGGACCUACUUCACGGACCAGACCUACUACCGGGUCAGUAACAUGGACAGCCGGCUGGCGAACCCGGACCAGUCUCUCACCGAGGACAUCAUGGUAUUCUCUCAAUCGGUGGCGCAUCUCUAUUCGAAUCUGACCAAGCCCAUCCUGGACGUACUGCUCACCUCCUACACGCUGAUCCAGACGGCCCGGUCCCGGGGCGCCAGCGCCAGCGGACCCACCCUGCUGGCCGGGCUGGUGGUGUUCGUUACUGCCAAGGUACUGCGGGCUUGCUCGCCGAGGUUCGGGCGGCUGGUGGCGGAGGAGGCGCACCGACGGGGACACCUGCGCUACGUGCAUUCGCGCAUCAUCGCCAACGCCGAGGAGAUCGCCUUCUACCGGGGCCACGCGGUGGAGAUGAAGCAGCUGCAGAAGUGUUACAAAGCCCUAGAGGAGCAGAUGAAACUCAUCCUGUCCAAGCGCCUGUGGUACAUCAUGGUGGAGCAGUUCCUCAUGAAGUACGUAUGGAGUGGCAGUGGAUUGGUCAUGGUGGCCGUGCCCAUCAUCACAGCCACCGGCUUCGCCGAUAGCGAGCUUGCCGACGGCCAGACCCAGGUGCUGGUGAGCGAGCGGACCGAGGCGUUCACAACGGCACGCAACCUGCUGGCGUCCGGCGCCGAUGCUAUCGAGAGGAUCAUGUCUUCCUACAAGGAGGUGACAGAGCUAGCCGGCUACACGGCCCGCGUGCACAAUAUGUUUGCUGUGUUCGACGAGGUGCAGCAAGGCAUGUACAAGCGGGCGGCGGUGUCCCAGGCGGGGGAGGGCGAGAAGAGCCCCGGGUCCAUGCACAUCGACGGCCCUUUGGAGAUUACAGGGAGAGUCGUCGACGUGGAGAAAGGUAUAACAUGUGAAAGUGUCCCCAUAAUUACUCCCAACGGGGAUGUCGUGGUGUCCAGCCUGAACUUCAAGGUAGAGGAGGGGAUGCACCUGCUGAUUACAGGCCCUAACGGCUGUGGAAAGAGCUCUCUCUUCCGCAUCCUCAGUGGGCUGUGGCCAGUGUACAAUGGCCUCCUGUACAAGCCAUCCCCCGAGCACAUGUUCUACAUCCCUCAGAGACCAUAUAUGUCCCUCGGAACCCUGCGAGACCAGGUCAUCUACCCCGACACGGUGGAGGACAUGCACACCAAAGGCUACAGCGACUCAGACCUGGAGCUCAUCCUGGACAUAGUCAACCUCAACCACAUUGUCACCCGUGAAGGAGGUUGGGAUGCAGAGAUGGACUGGAAGGACGUUCUCUCCGGGGGAGAGAAGCAAAGGAUGGGGAUGGCCCGCAUGUUCUACCACAAGCCAAAGUACGCCCUGCUGGAUGAAUGCACGAGUGCUAUCAGCAUCGACGUGGAGGGGAAGAUUUUCCAGGCUGCAAAGGAUGCUGGGAUCUCACUGCUGUCGAUUACCCACAGACCUUCUCUCUGGAGGUACCACACGCACCUGCUGCAGUUCGACGGCGAGGGGGGCUGGCGUUUCGAGCAGCUGGACACGGCCACCCGGCUGUCGCUGACCGAGGAGAAGCAGCGGCUGGAAUCACAGCUGGCCGGAAUUCCCAAAAUGCAGCACAGACUGAACGAGCUCUGCAAGAUCCUGGGAGAGGAUUCGGUCCUGAAGACGGCUCCGUCCGCCGAGUGACGGGCGGAGGAGUGCGGCGCGGCGGCCCAGCAUGCUCCAUCCUAACGCUUUUAGGGAAGUGGAAUCAGGGAUUUCAGGGAAAACACUCUUAGGAUUUUAAAUUGUGAAUGUGAUCGUUGGACAUGCUGAGAGUGACUGGCCUGUUUGUCCCUCUCACCCAUCUAACCUGUCCUCUUGAUGACUGAUACUUGGACCGGAGGUUGCGGUAUGAGCCUCGUUCACGCGUUCCUUUCAUUUAUGUUCCCUUUAUACUGCUUGGUAAUAAUGUCUCAGACGCUGACUCCAUCGUCUGGGCUCUAUGAUCCUGAAACACCGUGUCGUCUCUGAGCAGUGACCCGCUUGGAGUGUCAGCGUGUCAACAGACCCAUUACAAGUGAGGAUAGAAGGAGCACGAAACAGACGCGCGUGGUCAGGAGCAUUCUCCAGUGACACGGUGAGGGCCAGAAGGUCACUUCACCUGAAGAGCUGCUCUCCCUUUAGACUAGCUAGCCUGCGCCCUGAAAGCUCCAAUCUGAUAGGUCCCUUUUAUAAUGUGUCUAAUAUACAGUCCCAUCUGAUAGGUCACUUUCAUGACAUAUCUACCAUACAGUCUCAUUUGAUAGGUCACUUUCAUAAUACAGUCCUGUCUGAUAGGUCACAAUGAUGAUCUAUCCACCUUACAGUCUCGUUUGACAUGUCCAGGACACAUCCACUGUGAAUUCAAAUAAUGUGACCAGUUGAUUAGGUACACCUGCUCCUUAAUGCGAACAGCUUGCUCCUUCCAAACAGCCGAUCAUGUGGCCGCAGCUGAAUACACACAGCACACAGACAGGGUUUGUCUGGCUAAGCAUUACGACAGCUAGGAUGCCGGACCUAGGCGAUCGUGCUCAUGGCGUGACUGUUGAUGUACAAUCGAAACAGCAACCUUCCUGGGAUUUUUACGCACCACAGUGUCCAGAGUUUACAGAGGAUGGUGCAAUAAAGAAAAAAACUCCCAAUCAGGGACAUGAACAGCGUGUUAAUCAGAGAGGUCAGAGGGGAACAGCCAGACUCGUUAAAAGCCUACAGGAAAACCACAAGGGAAAAAAUAAACAACUGAGUAGGACAGUGACGAACGGAAAAGCAUCCAUGACCACACGAUCCGCCAAGACUUGAAGUGGUUCUGGAGAAAAGGGACGUUGUACCAGGUACCAGCUAGAUGUCCCUAAUGAAGCGGCACGGUAUGGGUCACAUGGUACAACGCCACACCCCCAAGCCCCUUAAUUAGCGAACGUCAGCAGGUGCUAAUCUCUGUUUCAGCUGCUCCACCUGAUGUCAUGUUUACAGGCCUGUGUUCUUGAGAAUGAGGAAAGCGGACCCUUUUCUGUGAUGCAGUCAGCGGGCAACUUCGCCCAUUUAAUGUUCAUCCCUCAUGCCCUCCUACAAAUUCAGAUUUGUCCCACAGUAGGUCAUAGUCUCGAUGUCGCACAACACGGAACUCACUGUUGAUUUUUAGCAUGUUAGCUAUCUUUGUGGUUCACUGUUGCAAGUCUUGUACAGUUCCUCUUUUGAAUUAGAAACUAGCUUUUAAGAUACUGCCAAACCAUAUUCUUCCUGUUUCGAAUAUGCAGUUUUGUGUAUUUUAAUCGUGAUAGCUGUCUAUCAUGUAAGAUCCAGAAUAAACCCGUUUUUUUUUUUUUUUGGAAUGUUUAAGCAUUUACAUCAUCUCAGACUGUGAGACUGAAAAUGUGAUCAUUUCAUGUUACUGUUGAAUGAGAAUUUUUAUUACUGGAAAAAAAAGUUGUUCACGUAACAAAAGAAUUUUAGAAUAGUUUGCUUGAAUGAAGCAAUGUGAAUGUUUAGAAAGACCAGCUACCCUCCUGUCCCGCACUGUAGGGUGUUCAGUGAGGUCAUUUGGCCUCCUGUCCCUCACUGUAGGAUGUUCAGUGAGGUCACUGGGCCUCCUGUCCCACACCGUAGGAUGUUCAGUGAGAUCAUUUGACCUCCUGUCCCACACCGUAGGGUGUUCAGUGAGGUCACUGGGCCUCCUGUCCCGCACUGUAGGGUGCUCAGUGAGGUCACUGGGCCUCCUGUCCCGCACCGUAAUAUGUUCAGUGAGAUCACUGGGCCUCCUGUCCCACACCGUAGGAUGUUCAGUGAGGUCACUGGGCCUCCUGUCCCGCACCGUAGGGUGUUCAGUGACGUCAUUUGGCCUCCUGUCCCGCACCGUAGGAUGUUCAGUGAGGUCACUGGGCCUCCUGUCCCGCACAGUAAGAUGUUCAGUGACGUCAUUUGGCCUCCUGUCCCGCACCGUAGGAUGUUCAGUGAGGUCACUGGGCCUCCUGUCCUGCACCGUAGGAUGGUCAGUGAGGUCAUUUGGCCUCCUGUCCCUCACCGUAGGAUGUUCAGUGAGAUCAUUAGGCCUCCUGUCCCACACCGUAGGGUGUUCAGUGAGGUCACUGGGCCUCCUGUCCCGCACUGUAGGGUGUUCAGUGAGGUCAUUUGGCCUCCUGUCCCGCACCGUAGGGUGUUCAGUGAGAUCAUUUGGCCUCCUGUCCCACACCGUAGGGUGUUCAGUGAGGUCACUGGGCCUCCUGUCCCGCACCGUAGGAUGUUCAGUGAGAUCAUUUGACCUCCUGUCCCACACCGUAGGGUGUUCAGUGAGGUCACUGGGCCUCCUGUCCCGCACUGUAGGGUGCUCAGUGAGGUCACUGGGCCUCCUGUCCCGCACCGUAAUAUGUUCAGUGAGAUCACUGGGCCUCCUGUCCCACACCGUAGGAUGUUCAGUGAGGUCACUGGGCCUCCUGUCCCGCACCGUAGAAUGUUCAGUGAGGUCACUGGGCCUCCUGUCCUGCACCGUUGGGUGUUCAGUGAGGUCACUGGGCCUCCUGUCCCGCACAGUAAGAUGUUCAAUGAGGUCAUUUGGCCUCCUGUCCCUCACCGUAGGAUGUUCAGUGAGGUCACUGGGCCUCCUGUCCCGCACCAUAGGGUGUUCAGUGAGGUCACUGGGCCUCCUGUCCCGCACAGUAAGAUGUGCAGUGAGGUCAUCUACAAUCCUGGACCAACGUUUACUAGCUAAAAGGUGCUGAAUUGUUGUGACAGUAGAGAAACACUGGAAACAGCUCCCUGACUUCUGUUACCCACUAGUUUUGCCCAGUAUGGGGCCCCCAGCUGUCGUGGGGCCCCCAUCUUCCCCCCCCCCCCGCUUCAUUCAGCAGAUUGCUGUCAGGGUGACGCCAAGCGGGAGAUUGGCUCUUUCGCACGCUGACUGACAGAGUCAUGCUUAUAGUCUGUACUGUAUAUGAAAGAGUCUCACUGCUUCUCACUAUAGGAAAAGUAGCCGCUGUCAGCCGCCAUGAACAAUCUCAGACACAGCUGUCACUCUUCACAGGCAUCUCUUCACGUUUUACCUUGAUACAGUCACAUCAAAAAGGACAUAAAAAACAUUUAUUAAGGUUUAGCCUGAAUGUGAAACUGCAUCGGGGACUGAUAUAUGUGUAAAUAUUGCUUUGCCAUGAUUUUUGAAUAAAUGCAAGAGACAAUAUGGUUAUUUCUGAAAAUCUGCAGCAGGAAUUCUGUCUUGGGGGGUGCUUUGGGUUGGGGGGGGGCAUGUAAAGAUUGGUAAUGCUGAUAAAUGUCAUUAAACUCUUGGUGGAUGUUAAAGAAA